AUAAUGAGAAAAAUAGAAUGAAUUAGCUAAGUUCCUCAAAUUGGUCCUUUCAACCAUACAGAGAACCUUUUGAUGUGAGAUAUGUUUUGAAGCAAAAUAUAGUUACAGGUUAAACACUUCACCCACAAAAAAUCUGCAAAAUAAAAAGUCAGAAUUAUAUUAUUUUGUAAUCCUACUUCCAAAGGUUAAAUAAUCACAGAUUUAACAAAUUACCUCUAAUAUGAUGAUGUUAAACUGUCUUCUUAAUGAGGCUUCAAUUUGUCACUGUUAAUAGAAUCAGCCAGGAAUUCACUCCAUUUGAACAUGAAAAAAAAAGUCUACCUGUAAGGACAGUUCAGAUGUGAACUGAAUCAUGCUUCAAUAGAAUUGCAUGAAUGGGACAAGUAGACUGUUUCCUAGAUUUUUUUUAAAAAAGCAAAUAUUAACUAAAAUACAGGGAAUACUAACAAAUAUUAACUAAAAUAGGCCAGGGAAUACAAUAAAUGCUUUUGUCCAAAUGAGAAAACUCUUAUCAUGUCUAUGAUUAAAUGUUCAUGUCCAUUUUGCACACUAGGAAACAGGGUCUUUUCUUUUUCUAUCCCUAGGACUUUGUGGCAUGCUGAGCACAUAGAAGAUAACCUAUACAUGAUAGAAAAUAAAUAUUUGAGUGAGUGUUGCCAAUGUUUUGGCUCCUUGAAACAGACUUUAGAUAAAGAUUUAAGAUAAAAGUAAACAAUAAGGCAUCUUUAAAGCAGUAAAGAUUCUGUAAUUUGCAAAAAUAAUGUACUGAUUUUUUAUCAUUGUGGCCAUCCUUUCCUCUUCCCACUACUAUCCUUCCAGUUACUAAAUCUGUUAUUCAGCCUUUGUCUGUGUCUCUACAUCUAUGCUGCUACUUUGAGUCCAAGCCACUAUCUUCUUUUGCCUAAGCUCAUUCUCUUGUUAUCCUCCCUCUCCAAUACAUUUUCCCCAUAAAGCAACCAAAGUGAACAUUUUGAAACACAUUUGUCACUUCCCUGGCUUAGAACCCUACAGUGUUUCUCUUGUCCCUGGGACAUCAUCCAAAAUCCUUAGUCUCUACAAGAGUAGGGCCAUCUCUAUUUUCUUCUCCAGUAUAUGUUCACUCUCAGUAUUUGCCUAGCACAUAGUAGGUUCUUACCAGAAGAUGGGACCGUAUUAGGCUAACAAUAUGAGUUUACACUGUUUUCUUAGUGUUGGAUCUUUAGGUGUGGGAUAGGCAUUUAAUGUGGGAAGUGGGUGGGAAUGGUUUGCUCCUACUUCCCACAGAAUGCCAUAUUGGGUAGUGUUGAACCAUCCGACAGAAUGCCAUAUUGGGUAGUGUUGAACCAUGCAUGAAAACUGGCAACUGGCCCAGGUACAUGCACUAAUACAUGAAUUAUUUUUUGCCUUUGCCUUACAGCUAGAAAAAAAAAAUUACAUGGCUGGGUAGAUUUUCAGUCUAUCCAGAACUAAGGAAGAAACCCAAGGCUUUAAAAAAUUCUUACCAGUUUAUUUAUUGCUUUACAGCUUAUUCAAAUUGUUACGUAUCUUGACUCAUUGCUUAGCUUUUUGGCCAAUAGGAUUUCAGGAUGCAGUGCACCAAUAUAAACUCUUGGAUUGGUUUAACUGCCUCUGAUGUCACAAUUUCCCCAUUUGGAUGUCAUAAUUUUCAUGAAAUCACAUGGUACCAAUCACAAGUCUUGUUAUUUUGUUUCAUUAUGAGAAAGAUAAUCUACCAAAUAUAAAAAUGCUGGAAGGAGCAAGAUAGCUUUGAUCCAGGGAGACCUUUUCCAUUUAUGUGCUUUAGUAAUCUGCUGCCAACAAGCUGUCUUCUUUAUGUUCUUUUACAACUGGUGUUGUUUUGUUUUCUCAUGUUUGUCUCUUAAUAGACAAAUGGAGGCAUGAGCUUCCUUAGAAUUACUCCUUCGACACAUAGUUCUGUUUCAUCUGGACUUUUGAGGCUUAGUAUCUUUCUACUGCUUAGCUUUCCUGACUCAAAUGGAAAAGCCAUUUGGACAGCUCACCUUAAUAUAACAUUUCAGGUUGGAAAUAAGAUCAUAUCAGAAUUAGGAGAGAGUGGAGUGUUCGGGAAUCAUUCUCCCCUGGAAAGGGUGUCUGGUGUGGUGGCACUUCCUGAAGGAUGGAAUCAGAAUGCCUGUAAUCCUUUGACCAAUUUCAGCAGGCCCGAACAGGCAGACUCUUGGCUGGCCCUCAUCGAACGUGGAGGCUGUACUUUUACACAUAAAAUCAACGUGGCAGCAGAGAAGGGAGCAAAUGGGGUGAUCAUUUACAACUAUCAAGGUACGGGCAAUAAAGUAUUUCCCAUGUCUCACCAGGGGACGGAAAAUAUAGUUGCGGUGAUGAUAGGCAACCUGAAAGGCAUGGAAAUUUUGCACUUGAUUCAGAAAGGAGUCUAUGUGACAGUCAUCAUUGAAGUGGGGAGAAUGCACAUGCCAUGGGUGAGCCAUUACAUCAUGUCUCUAUUUACCUUCCUGGCUGCCACAAUUGCCUACCUUUACUUACAUUGUGUCUGGAGACCUAGAGUGCCCAAUUCUUCCACCAGGAGGCGAAGUCAAAUAAAGGCAGAUGUGAAGAAAGCUAUUGACCAGCUUCAACUGCGAGUUCUCAAAGAAGGGGAUGAGGAAUUAGACACAGAUGAAGACAACUGUGUUGUUUGCUUUGACACAUACAAACCCCAAGAUGUAGUACGCAUUUUAACUUGCAAACAUUUUUUCCAUAAGGCAUGCAUUGACCCCUGGCUUUUAGCCCAUAGGACAUGUCCCAUGUGCAAGUGUGACAUCCUGAAAAGUUAAGAAAUCUGGAGAAUUUUCUGAAGAUGUAACCAGAUCUUUCCAAAUACAAAGAUUAGAUAAAUUCUCUUAUUGUACUUUAUGUAGAGAGAAAAUUUCAGCUUCUCUACCCAAGUACGAACAUGGGUGAAAUUUGUGUUUUAAAAAUAAACUCCUUAUCAUGCCCAGCUA
Symphalangus syndactylus (siamang) is the source of this 2957-nucleotide messenger RNA. RefSeq names its product ring finger protein 148 (gene RNF148). The record is from RefSeq and is a predicted model, not a curated record. NCBI's taxonomy places the organism in Eukaryota, Metazoa, Chordata, Mammalia, Primates, Hylobatidae. Gene Ontology annotation, cellular component: nucleus. Gene Ontology annotation, molecular function: ubiquitin protein ligase activity. Gene Ontology annotation, biological process: positive regulation of DNA-templated transcription; ubiquitin-dependent protein catabolic process; protein ubiquitination.